CGUGUGGUGACUGAGUGUGUGUGUGUGGUGAGUGAGGAUAUAUAAACAGAUGAAGUGACCGUGACAGUUGGUUAGAGCGAUGGCGUGGAUUCAGCUUCUGUUCUUCUCUCUUCUUCUCUCCUUCACUCCUCUCACUACACUGUCUCGCAGCGUACCUGUAGAUGAGCCUGAUAAUGAUUCUGAGAGUACAUUUAGAACUAUUUGUGAGGGUAUGCAAACCGAACUGAGCAGCUGCAACCAAAGACUGAUGGAUAAAAUUGAGUAUAGCUUUAACAUCGAGAAGGAGCUGUCUGGUCUUAAGGAACAGAUUAUGCUGAUCAAAGCCUUGCAUUUAAACACCUCUCAGGCAUUCUUACUUCAGAUUGCAGACCUGUUGUCAGAUCUGAGAGAAAGAGGAGCUAAUUUGGAGGCAGUGUAUGAAAACCUGAUCAAGUGUCAAACAACAAACAACAGCAACGAGCUUGAAGAUCAGCUGAAGCAAAAGGAGAAGGAACUUUCAGACCUGAGAGACAGUAAUGCAGACCUGUUGUCAGAUCUGAGAGAAAGAGGAGCUAAUUUGGAGGCAGUGUAUGAAAACCUGAUCAAGUGUCAAACAACAAACAACAGCAACGAGCUUGUAGAUCAGCUGAAGCAAAAGGAGAAGGAACUUUCAGACCUGAGAGACAGUAAUGCAAAGCUUGAAGAUCAGCUGAAGAAGGACAUUUCAGAUAUGACACACAACAACAGAGAGCUUGAAGAUCAGCUGAAGCAAAAGGAGAAGGAACUUUCAGACCUGAGAGACAGUAAUGCAGGGGUGAAAGAGGAGAAUGAACGUCUACGUGAUCAUCUGGCGACACUGAAUGAGACACUCAAGGCAAAAGAGAAGCUUGAAGAUCAGCUGAAGCAAAAGGAGAAGGAACUUUCAGAUCUGAAUGAGAAGAAUGCUGACCUGUUGUCAGAGCUUAGAGAAAGAGGAGCUAAUUUGGAGGCAGUGUAUGAAAACCUGAUCAAGUGUCAAACAACAAACAACAGCAACGAGCUUGAAGAUCAGCUGAAGCAAAAGGAGAAGGAACUUUCAGACCUGAGACACAGUAAUGCAGAGCUUGAAGAUCAGCUGAAGCAAAAGGAGAAGGAACUUUCAGACCUGAGAGACAGUAAUGCAAAGCUUGAAGAUCAGCUGAAGAAGGACAUUUCAGAUAUGACACACAACAACAGAGAGCUUGAAGAUCAGCUGAAGCAAAAGGAGAAGGAACUUUCAGACCUGAGAGACAGUAAUGCAGAGCUUGAAGAUCAGCUGAAGCAAAAGGAGAAGGAACUUUCAGACCUGAGACACAGUAAUGCAGAGCUUGAAGAUCAGCUGAAGCAAAAGGAGAAGGAACUUUCAGACCUGAGAGACAGUAAUGCAGAGCUUGAAGAUCAGCUGAAGAAGGACAUUUCAGAUAUGACUCACAACAACAGAGAGCUUGAAGAUCAGCUGAAGCAAAAGGAGAAGGAACUUUCAGACCUGAGAGACAGUAAUGCAGGGGUGAAAGAGGAGAAUGAACGUCUGCGUGAUCAUCUGGCGACACUGAAUGAGACACUCAAGGCAAAAGAGAAGCUUGAAGAUCAGCUGAAGCAAAAGGAGAAGGAACUUUCAGACCUGAAUGAGAAGAAUGCUAAUGUGAUUGAGCGUCUGCGUGGAGAUGUGAGGAGACUGAACAACCGAGUCAAAGCCCUGCAGAUAAGUGAUGAUCAGCUGAAGCAAAAAGAGAAGGAAAUUUCAGACCUGAAGAAAGUGAACACCAAGCUGCUUGAUGAGAAGAAGAAUCUGCAAGUAGAUGUGACCAACCUAAAGAAUCAAUUAGAGGAGAUAAAAAAAGAGUCAGACACAGUCUCACCUCCAUCAGUCUCCACCAGGUCUCUACAGUAUGACUCCGACACAGCUCACAAGAAUCUCCUGAUCUCUUAUGACCAACGGUCAGUGCGGGGUGUUAAGUACUCCAUUGAGCGACCCAACUACCCGAGUCGCUAUGACACGGUGAUUGCUGCCCUCACAAAAACAGGCUUCAACAGUGGCCGAGCGUACUGGGAGGUACAGGUGAAAGAGCGCUUGUGCUACACUGUGGGUGUAGCAGCUGAAACUGCACCCAGAAAAGGAAAUAUCAGGUACAGUCCCAGUAACAGCUACUGGGUCAUACAGAAGGAGAACAAUCAGCACUACAUGCUAACGGAACAACCUUUGCUGCUCCACCUGACGGACAAACUCAACGUCAUCGGGGUCCUCAUCGACUUCGACACCGGGGAGGUGGCCUUCUACAACUCUCAAACCAGAACAGUCCUCGGUAUCUUCAGGGGGAACAACUUCACUCAGAAGCUCUACCCCUUUGUGGCUACGUGUGGCCGAGAGGGUCCAGAGGACUGGCCCAUGGAGCUGCUGGAUACUGGCUUCCCAACAUGGCUUCCUAACUAACACAAAACAAAACAUAUACACACACACAAAACAUUCACCACUAUAUAAAGCUUUAAAAAGAAUUAUACCUUUGUAACGUUUGCAUUGAUUUCUGAAAUAAAAACAAACUGUCUUGCU
Messenger RNA from Tachysurus vachellii, 2545 nucleotides. RefSeq names its product putative leucine-rich repeat-containing protein DDB_G0290503. Gene Ontology annotation, molecular function: protein binding. Lineage: Eukaryota; Metazoa; Chordata; Actinopteri; Siluriformes; Bagridae. The coding region runs from base 80 to 2428 and encodes 782 amino acids. The record is from RefSeq and is a predicted model, not a curated record. The transcript is spliced from 29 exons.